AUGAAUGAUCACUACACAGAAGACAAUAAAACGGUGUUAAAUACCGUUAGUAUUAAUGCUUUAAAUAAUUCACCAAUUGAGUUUCAAGAUGGAAAAGUAAACAGUAAUAGUAAACAGAAUGAUGAUUACAAUGAUGAAUCUACAAUUGAUGCCCUACUGUUCGCUGCUGAACAUGGGCACUGUUCAACUUUAAAAAAGAUAAUUGAUAGAUGGCUUAGUUUAAAUUAUGUUGUUAUACAAGCUAGAGGGAAUGCAUUACUGUUACCUCCUGAGAUUGUUCAUGUCAACGUUGCACAACUUUUUAAAAAAUGCGGCUAUGAUCUUAAUGCUGUAGGCAAUAAUGGAUUGAAUGCCUUAACGUUGGCUUCUCAGAAUGGUCACACCGAUGUUGUUGAGCUUUUAAUAGACAAUGGAUGUGAUGUAAAUGCUUCUAAUAAGAAAGGAAACAAUGCUCUAAUGCUGGCCUUAGAUAGAGGACAUAAGGAAAUAGUAAAGCUGUUGCUUAUAGAAGGUAGCUAUAUUAAUGCUGUUAACAGUUAUGGGUGGAAUGCAAUAGUCUGGGCUGCCACAAAUGGGCACGACAAAGUUGUACAACAGUUAAUUAAAGGUGGAGCUAAUGGAAAUGCUGAUGAUAAGGAUGGAAACUGUGCAUUAAUUCUAGCCUCUAAAAAUGGACAUGAAACUGUUGUACUACUUUUAAUAAAGAGCGGCUGUGCUGUAAAUGCUGCUAAUAAGAAUGGAACCACGGCUCUAAUGCUGGCCUCAGGUAGAGGACAUGAGGGGACGGUAAAGCUAUUGCUUACAGCAGGCAGUAAUGUUAAUGUUGUCGACAAAGAUGAAUGGAACGCUUUAAUAUUUGCUGCCGCAAAUGGACAUGACAAAGUUGUACAGCUGUUAAUUAAUAGCGGCAGUAAUGUUAAUGCUGUCGACAAAGAUGGAUGGAACGCUUUAAUAUUUGCUGCCGCAAAUGGACAUGACAAAGUUGUACAUCUGUUAAUCAAUAGCGGCUGUAAAGUUAAUGCUGUCAAUUAUAAUGGAUGGAAUGCAUUAAAUCUGGCCUGUCAAAACGGCCAUGACAAGAUUGCAGGAUUAUUAAUUGAAAGUGGAUGUGAUGUAAACAUUUGUAACAAAACCGGACGAAAUUCAUUAAUGGAUGCGUCGAAUAUUGGGCAUAAAAAUCCUAAUAUAUAA
Molecule: messenger RNA, 1191 nt
Organism: Physella acuta
Lineage: Eukaryota; Metazoa; Mollusca; Gastropoda; Physidae
Product: ankyrin repeat domain-containing protein 29-like
Molecular function (GO): protein binding
Source: RefSeq, a predicted model, not a curated record